Hydatigera taeniaeformis is the source of this 708-nucleotide messenger RNA. NCBI's taxonomy places the organism in Eukaryota, Metazoa, Platyhelminthes, Cestoda, Cyclophyllidea, Taeniidae. The record is from the annotation of a GenBank genome assembly.
AUGAGCAGUCAUGGCGGUCAUGGACGCCAGUACGGUCAGCAGCAGUUUUUCCCGCACCAACAAUUUCAACCCAACAACUGGACGACCACAACCCAGUUCGUGAACCGUGCCAAGCAGGCGGCUCUUCAACAGAGCGGAAACCACCAAUUGGCAGCCCUUUUUGCUGAUCCCAAUGGACGAGGCGGAGGUAAUGGAGGCGGAAGUGGCUCGAACCCUCCUAGCGGUUUUAUGCGUCCUCCGAUGGCCGGAGUGCGGAUGGGUAUGUGUCCACCGCCACAACAACAGGGAGGCAGCGGAAAAGUCAACUGUCAGUGCCCCACUUGCAUUGCCGGAAAUCCAUUCCAGGGUCCUCGACCCUUAGUCGGUCCGCAAAGUGAGGCGCCAAACCAACAAGGGGGAGUUAUGACUUUCACUUCGCAGCUGACGGGUUUACCAAUUCCUGAGCAUCCUUCAGGAUUAUUUCCUUCAGUAGAUUUUGUCAUGGUGCCUGCGACAGGAAAUGGCUUUGACAGUGGCUGGGAUUGCAGCUGUGGACAAAGCGCAGUACCGACAUUUAUGAGUGAACAUCAGCAACAAAUACCACCACCACCACCGAUGCAGCAUCAGGGACAACAACAACAACAAUUUGGAUGGAAUGGACCCAUGGAUAAUAGCGCCGGAAGGUGCUACUGUGGAGGCACUGGCAUGCAAAUGAACAGCCUCUUUUAA